AUGGGUCCGAAGAUCCCAGCCCAGAUCCGGGUCCAGCUCUGGUUUGGGCUCUCUGUCGACGAGAAGGAGUUUAACCAAUACGCCGAGGGAAAGCUCUCUGUCUUCGCCGAAACUUAUGAGAACCAGACCAAGCUGGCGCUGGUGGGGAACUGGGGCACCACCGGCCUGACCUACCCCAAAUACUCAGACGUCACCGGCAAGAUCAAGCUGCCCAAGGACAGCUUCCGCCCCUCCACGGGCUGGACCUGGGCCGGGGACUGGUUCAUCUGCCCGGAGAAGACGUUGUUGCAUGAUGUGGAUGCCGGGCACCUGAGCUUCGUGGAGGAGGUGUUUGAGAACCAGGUCCGGCUGCCUGGAGGGCAGUGGAUCCACAUGACUGAUGCCUACACUGACGUGAACGGGGAGAAGGUGCUGCCUAAGGAUGAGAUUGAGUGUCCUGCGGGCUGGAAAUGGGAAGAUGUGGAGUGGGACACUGACCUCAACAGAGCCGUGGAUGAGAAAGGCUGGGAGUACGGCAUCACCAUCCCCCCCGACCGCAAGCCCAAGGCCUGGGUGCCGGCCGAGAAGAUGUACCACACCAACCGGCGCCGGCGCUGGGUGCGGCUCCGCCCCCGGGGCACGCACAAGCAGGAGGAGCCGGACGGGGAGGGCUGGGAGUACGCCUCGCUUUUCGGCUGGCGCUUCCACCUCAAGUAUCGCCGCACCGACACCUUCCGCCGGCGCCGCUGGAGGCGCAGGAUGGAGCCCCUCGAGCGCACUGGGGCCGCCGCCGUCUUCGCCUUGGAGGGGGCCCUGGGUGGAGUGACAGACGACAAGAGCGACGAUGGCAAAUCCGUCUCCACCCUCAGUUUUGGUGUCAACAGACCCACCAUCUCCUGUAUAUUUGACUAUGGGAACAGAUACCACCUCCGCUGCUACAUGUACCAAGCGCGAGACCUGAUCGCCAUGGACAAGGACAGCUUUUCAGAUCCUUACGCCAUCGUCUCCUUCCUGCACCAAAGCCAGAAGACGGUGGUGAUCAAGAACACCUUGAACCCCACCUGGGACCAGACGCUCAUCUUCUACGAGAUCGAGAUCUUUGGGGACCCCCAGAACGUCUCUGACUGCCCCCCCAACAUCGUGGUGGAGAUCUACGACCACGACACCUAC
Mesitornis unicolor (brown roatelo) is the source of this 1149-nucleotide messenger RNA. Its product is annotated as dysferlin-like. Gene Ontology annotation, cellular component: membrane; cytoplasmic vesicle; T-tubule. Lineage: Eukaryota; Metazoa; Chordata; Aves; Mesitornithiformes; Mesitornithidae. Gene Ontology annotation, molecular function: calcium-dependent phospholipid binding; calcium ion binding. The record is from RefSeq and is a predicted model, not a curated record. The annotation marks the transcript as partial. Gene Ontology annotation, biological process: macrophage activation involved in immune response; negative regulation of phagocytosis; plasma membrane repair. The transcript is spliced from 9 exons.